AGCUAAAUGAACCGGUAACGUUUAUUACUCUUACAGCUUUAUCAUUUAGAAAUGUCAGCUCGUAAAGUUCAAUCAAGCCUAAACCUUAGUGGAUUUUCUCCUAUUCAGUUGAAUACAAGAAGUCCAGUGUCAGUGAAAUCUCCUGGUAAAGAUUAUGGAAUCAAUGAAAGAAUUGAGAAAGGAAGAGAGAAAUUGAUUGCAGAUUUCGAUCGAUGGAAAUUGGCUGAAUCCAGCUCAAAUUUAACUAUAAAUUCAAUUCAUAAUUUAAAAGAAAAAUCAAGACAAAGUGCAAGCGAUCCUUACCCACCUGAAUUAGAAAACUUCUGUCAAAAACUGAAGACAAUUUCUACAGUGUUUAAGAAUGUUAUAGAUAAUGCAAUUUCAUUUAGAAAUGAAAUGAAAAGAUCGAUAUGCAUUCUUGAGUCCAUGAAUGACAAUGACGAGUUGAUGACGAAAUUGAAAGCAGUUCAAGAGUUUCUUGACUCUCUUAUAAGAGUUUAUGAACACAUCUUUAGUUCAAGGAAAUUUGUUGUUGAAAAUAUUGCUCAUGCAACGUCAAUGAAGGAUUCCAAUCUACUAAUCGCAGCUUGGACGUUUAAUUCUAAGAAUCAAGAGCUUCUGAAAAUGAUUACACAAUUAAAAAUUUCACCAGAAGAUUAUCAGUGGAAAAUAAGAUAAUUAAGGAAUAAUUAAUAAUAAAAAAGUUGUGAAUACUCCAAGAAAAAAUCAUUGGAAAAUUUAUUCAUUAAUUUAUUUAUUUAUUUACAUUUAAUUGAAUUAAGUGC
This is a messenger RNA of Clunio marinus, 785 nucleotides long. The record is from the annotation of a GenBank genome assembly. NCBI's taxonomy places the organism in Eukaryota, Metazoa, Arthropoda, Insecta, Diptera, Chironomidae.